Molecule: messenger RNA, 1344 nt
Organism: Drosophila ananassae
Lineage: Eukaryota; Metazoa; Arthropoda; Insecta; Diptera; Drosophilidae
Gene: Tpi
Product: triosephosphate isomerase
Exons: 3
Coding region: 66-1100 (344 amino acids)
Biological process (GO): glyceraldehyde-3-phosphate biosynthetic process; glycerol catabolic process; glycolytic process
Cellular component (GO): cytosol
Molecular function (GO): triose-phosphate isomerase activity
Source: RefSeq, a predicted model, not a curated record
UGUCACCCAACUGGAUUCUAAAACUUGAAAAAAUCGUCGAGGAUUUGGCUCUCCGUCGGCUAGCCAUGAAAUCAUUGCAAACUACAUUGAUUCACAAAGUCAACUUCGGGAGAGUCAUAAGUAUAACAUUGCGGCAACCACUAAAGAACCAGUACCACUGGAGCACCACCAUGGACAUGAACCAGCCCACCGUUGGAGGGUUGACGGUGGAUGUGGUGAAGGGGGUGGUGUCGCAAGCUUUUCUCGGCAAGUUCACAGCUGUUUUUCCAAAGCUUUUCAAGUGCCAGUGGAAGACUUAUGAAGGUCAGAAGAAGUUUUACGCCAAUUUCAGUACCGACUGCAACGAGAGCAACAUGAGCGGCCGCAAAUUCUGUGUGGGAGGCAACUGGAAGAUGAACGGCGACCAGAAGUCCAUCGCCGACAUCUGCAAGACCCUGAGCUCCGCUCCCUUGGACCCCAACACCGAGGUGGUCAUCGGCUGCCCCGCCAUCUACCUGAUGUACGCCCGCAAUCUGCUGCCCUGCGAGGUGGGUCUGGCCGGCCAGAACGCCUACAAGGUGGAGAAGGGUGCCUUCACCGGUGAGAUCUCGCCCGCCAUGUUGAAGGACAUCGGAGCUGAUUGGGUCAUCCUGGGUCACUCGGAGCGUCGCGCCAUCUUCAAGGAGUCCGAUGAGCUGAUCGCCGAGAAGGCCCAGCACGCCCUGGACCAGGGACUCAAGGUUAUUGCCUGCAUUGGCGAGACCCUGGAGGAGCGCGAGGCCGGCAAGACCAACGAGGUGGUGGCCCGCCAGAUGUGCGCCUACGCCCAGAAGAUCAAGGACUGGCAAAACGUGGUGGUGGCCUACGAGCCCGUCUGGGCCAUUGGCACCGGCAAGACUGCCACUCCCGACCAGGCCCAAGAGGUUCACGCCUUCCUGCGCCAGUGGCUGAGCGACAACAUCUCCAAGGACGUCUCCGCCAGCUUGCGCAUCCAGUACGGUGGCUCGGUUACCGCCGCCAAUGCCAAGGAGCUGGCCAAGAAGCCCGACAUUGAUGGUUUCCUGGUUGGAGGUGCUUCGCUGAAGCCCGAGUUUGUGGAGAUCAUCAAUGCCAGACAGUAAACAAGAAGGCCAACGAACACCACCUGAUGCUAGCGAACUGCCGCACAGCUAGGGAGUAGGACUCCAAUCCAGGAUUAAAAAUGAAAAAAACCAAGGACUCCGACUCCUCGAAAACUGCAUUACGCACACCUCGUUGUUGUCACACAAACACACCCUACACCUCUCACUCACCCCAUAUCGGAGUGUAGUUCUAAAUCCCUAGUUACCUUGCGAGUAAAGCAAAAUAUUAAUACCUGUUGUUAAA